UCUCUAUGGCAAAAAUGGCAGGAAGUAACAACAGGAAGAGGCCAUAUGGCUUGCUUCUGCUGCUUGCUCUUGGCAUGGCAGUUAUGUGCGCAGUGGUGCUUCACCAGCUUAGGGAGGGCAGAGUUCUUAGCCUCCUAAUCCAGGAAAGAGAACAGAAGCUUGCCACCCUUCAAAUCCUCUUGCAGAAAGAAAGAGAAAACUCAAAAGAAAUGAAGAGAAAAGUAGAUGACAUGAAAGCAAAGAUAUUUGCUUUGAGAAACCAAAAGAUGGAGCUUACUGAUAAGCUCGCAGAUACUCGGAACAUCGCAACUCAACUUAAGAAGAUGAGGACUGAUCUGGAAGCAGCUUUAGUGGAGAAACAAAUCCAGGUUGAUAAAUUAACAGAUGAAGUAGAGGAAUUCAUAUUAACGAAGCUUAAGAUUGCCAACCUGACAUCACUCCUGAAGCAAAAGGAAGAUGAAGUUCAAGAAAUGAAGAGAAGUCUUACAAAGCAAUCACUGGUAGAGAAUUCAACAGCACAAAAUGAGAAAUCUCUACAAAGAAGCCUUACUGUUAGUGAGGAGAGAAAAGGAGAAUGGUCUAAAUUUCAGAUAAACAAGGAUGAAGUUGACCUGAAAGCUGAAAAUUUAGGCAGUAGAAAUCAAGAAGAAGCUGAAAAAAAGCUAAAUUAUGCUGAGGGAAAUCAAACUGUGGGUGUUAAAGAAGUGAAUGGAACAGAAGAAGGUAAAGGCGAUGCCAAAAAAACUGAAGAAACAGCUAGAAUGGAAAGAGUUGACCAUGCAAAUGUUGAAGAGAUCAACGGACAACUGAAGUCUCCUGAAGGUUCAGAACUGGCAGCCAAAAAUGACAGUGAAAAUGCAGUAAAAGGCUUUGCCAAAUAUGAAAAUAUAAUUGGAUCUUCUUCAAAUCAGAGUCAGUACGAUUUGAUACAGAAAACUCAAGAUGUAGAAGGUAUGAAAAAUUUCUCAUUUGAUAAUAAAAGCACCACUGACUUUGAUUCUAGUGAUAGAAAAUUUUCCAGCUCCAAAACAGAAAUGGAAGGGAUUAAGCAAGUAACAGAUAAGAACGACAAAGUAGAAGAAGAUCAGAGGAAACAAGAUGAUGAGAACUCAAAAGCUGAAGGGCCAAUUAGCAGUUCAAAAGAUCUUCAGCUUCAAGAAACUGAAGUAGGUCAAAGCUCCCAAAAAGAUGGAGAUGGCUUCACUGAAACAAUGCAGAAUGAAGCAGGUAAGGGAGCCAAAUCCAUAGGACAGUCAGAAACUGUGGAAAAUUCGGAAGAAAGUGCAACAGAAAGUAAGACCGGUGAUGAGAAGCAAGCCGAAUCUGAAGGUCAGUCUGAGAACGCUGAGAAUCUUGAAGACUAA
Molecule: messenger RNA, 1364 nt
Organism: Dendrobium catenatum
Lineage: Eukaryota; Viridiplantae; Streptophyta; Magnoliopsida; Asparagales; Orchidaceae
Product: intracellular protein transport protein USO1-like
Exons: 2
Coding region: 6-1364 (452 amino acids)
Source: RefSeq, a predicted model, not a curated record